Messenger RNA from Dracunculus medinensis (Guinea worm), 3387 nucleotides. The record is from the annotation of a GenBank genome assembly. Lineage: Eukaryota; Metazoa; Nematoda; Chromadorea; Rhabditida; Dracunculidae.
UCAUUGCAGCAUAACAUAUGGAUCGAGCAAAUUUUCAAGAAAAGGGAUUGUGCAAAAUUUAUUGCCAGUGUUAAAUACCCUCAAAAGAGAUCUUAUAAAAUACAUGACGAAAAGUGGUCUAUUCGAAAGCAUACUUCUUUGUUUCCCACAGAUGCUUAUGGAACUAUCGAGUUUCAAGGCGGCCCUCAUCCACAUAAAGCAUAUUUUCUGAGGUUGAGUUAUGAUACCGAUCCAGCUCAUAUUAUGGAUUUGUUCGAAAAAAUUUGGGAAAUGCCUCCUCCAAAGCUUAUUAUAACGGUGCAUGGUGGAACUACAAAUUUCAACUUGCAACCAAAAUUAGCUCGUAUUAUCCGCAAAGGACUUCUGAAGGCUGCCACAACCACUGGAGCUUGGAUUAUAACAUCUGGUUCGAUAUUUGUUUCUCUGCAAAGGAACGAUAAUUGCUUUAAACAUCGAUCAAAAGUUGUUUGUCUUGGUAUUGUGCCGUGGGGAAUAUUGAAAAAGAAGGAAGAUUUGUUUGGCCAGGUCCAACCAGUUUUCUUUUCCAUUAAAAAACUAUUUUUUAAUUUUUAUUUUUCUAGAUAUGGAGCCGAUUUGAUAUUGAGGAAGAGGUUAGAAGCUUAUAUUAAAAUUGGUGAUGGAUCCCGAAGUGUGCCUGUUGUUUGUUUGGUUGUUGAAGGUGGAACUCGCACAGUUCGUGCUGUUCACGACUAUGUAACAAAUAAUCCGAAAGUACCGAUUGUCGUAUGUGAUGGUAGUGGGCGAGCUGCUGAUUUACUGGCAUUCACUCAUCAAUAUAUCCAAGAGGAUGGGAAGCUUCCCGAUUUGAUUAAACCUCAAUUAUUAAACCUGAUUGAAUCCGUUUUUGCUUGUAAUAAACAAACAGCUGAAAAACUUUUGCGAGAAUUAACACUAUGUGCGGCGCAAAAACAUUUGAUAACGGUUUUUCGUUUGGGUGAAAGCGAGAAACAUGAUGUAGACCAUGCCAUUUUGACAGCACUUUUAAAAGGUCAGAAUCUUUCACCUUCUGAUCAAUUGGCUUUAGCUCUGGCUUGGAAUCGAGUUGAUAUAGCUCGUUCUGAUAUCUUCGUUCUUGGCCAAGAGUGGCCUAAAUCGGCUUUGCAUAAUGCAAUGAUGGAUGCCCUUAUCAAUGAUCGAGUGGACUUCGUGCGUUUAUUAUUGGAAAAUGGUGUUAGUAUGAACAAAUUUUUAACUAUAGGGCGGCUGGAAGAACUAUAUAACACGGAUAAAGGUCCUUCAAAUACGUUAUAUUAUAUUGUUCGUGAUGUCGUUAAAAUUCGACCAGGAUAUCGAUAUCGAAUUCCUCAUAUUGGCUUAGCUGUGGAGAAAUUGAUGGGUAAUGCGUACAAGUCACGUUAUAAAGAAGAAUUAAAGGUAAAAUUUUUGUUUACAUCUCUCGGCAAUGCACCGUCUAGUUUCAAUGGCUUAAAAGAAACAGUAAUUACAAUUGAUAACGUCGACAAGCAACGUGAAGAUGAUUUCACUUAUCCCUUUAAUGAACUUCUUAUUUGGGCUGUUCUUACAAAACGACAAGAAAUGGCUUUAUGCAUGUGGCAACAUGGCGAAGAAGCUUUGGCGAAAGCACUUGUUGCGUGCAGAUUGUAUAAAAGUAUGGCAGAAGAAGCAGCAGAAGAUUAUCUUGAAGUCGAAAUAUGUGAAGAACUGAGAAAAUAUGCCGAAAUAUUUUAUUAUAGAGAGUUCCGUAAAUUAUCAUUAUCGUUACUGGAGCAUUGCUACCAAAAUGAUGAUGCACAAACACUCAAGCUGCUAACUUAUGAACUGUCGAAUUGGGGCAAAGAAACAUGUUUGUCGCUUGCAGUAAUCGUCCGAAAUAAACAGUUUUUUGCUCACCCGUGUUGUCAAAUACUUUUGGCUGAUUUAUGGCAUGGUGGCUUGCGGAUUCGCAGCCAUUCAAAUCUGAAAGUGCUUUGCGGUUUACUUUGUCCUUUCUACAUAUUUCUUCUUGAAUUCAAGUCUCGCGAAGAAUUGAUGCUUCAACCACAGACAGUGGCGGAACAUGAGGACGAUAUUAAUUAUAGUUCUAGUUCAAGUUCUAGUUCUUCAGCGAGUGAUUCUUCGUCUGAUUCUGAUUAUAGUAGUGAUGAAGCAUCUCACCAGUUCCAAGUUAAUUGUAAUAUUAUUUCUUCUAUUAUUUUUCGUAGCCUAAUUUUGUUUUCAAUGGCUUUCAUUGGCUUCAAUGGUUUUAUCUGUGAUACCGAAGAGUUUACUUUUUAUCUAGGAUUUCAGCGACCUAUAAAAUUGCGUCGUAAGUUGUAUGAAUUUUUUGUGGCUCCUAUCACCACCUUUUGGGCAUGGACACUCAGUUAUGUUGUUUUUCUUUGUUUUAAUACAUAUUGUCUGUUGGUAAAGACUCCAGCUUCGCCUAGUUAUGCUGAAUUAUUCUGCUUUUUAUAUAUAUUAACCUGUUCUUGCGAGUAUUUUCGAAAGGUACGCUCAAAUCUUUUCUAUUAUUCUUCGAAGUAUUUUUUCUCAAAUGUGUGGAACAUCAUAGCCACAAUAGCAAUUAUAACAUAUUUUAUUGGUUUCACUCUUCGUUGCUUUCCUAUAACAGCAGCUUCUGGACGCAUUAUAUUAUCAUGUAAUUCAGUAUUAUGGAAUAUUAAAUUACUCGAUUUUUUGAGCGUUCAUCCUCGUAUGGGUCCCUACAUUACAAUGGCUGGUAAAAUGAUUCAAAAUAUGGCAUAUAUGAUUGUCCUAUUGUUUGUAUCACUUUUGGCUUUUGGUCUAGCGCGACAGUCAAUAACAUACCCAAAUGAAGAAUGGAACUGGAUUUUACUUAGAAAUGUUUUUUAUAAACCAUAUUUUAUGCUCUAUGGUGAAGUUUAUGCUGAUGAAAUCGAUACUUGCGGUGAUGAAGCUUGGGAUAAACAUCUUGAGUUGGAAACCCCAAUUAGUGUUUUGUACAACGGGUCUUAUGCCACGAACUGUGUGCCAGGAUAUUGGUUACCUCCGCUUUUAAUGACAUUUUUCCUUCUUGUCGCUAAUAUUCUUUUGAUGAGCAUGCUGCUGGCUGUUUUCAACAAUAUAUUUUCUCAAACGGAUUACAUGUCUAAAGAAAUUUGGUUGUUUGAGCGUUAUAGACAAGUUAUGGAAUAUGAAAGCACACCUUUUUUACCACCACCUUUUACUCCAAUAUAUUAUAUUUGGAUGUUUAUCAAAUAUAUUAAAAAAAAAGUAUCUAGAUUUAUUAAAAAUAUUUUAGAGUUAUUUCUUGAUCCUGAUCAAGUGGAAAAAUUGCAUGAUUUUGAGGAAGACUGCAUGGAAAGUUUGGCAUGUGAGAAAGAAUUUUUAAAGAAUAUAUCCGUUGAAGAAAGAAUUCAUCGUACAGCUGAAAGGUUCUUUUAA